Messenger RNA from Cucurbitaria berberidis CBS 394.84, 228 nucleotides. RefSeq lists its product as uncharacterized. NCBI's taxonomy places the organism in Eukaryota, Fungi, Ascomycota, Dothideomycetes, Pleosporales, Cucurbitariaceae. The transcript is spliced from 3 exons. The coding region runs from base 7 to 213 and encodes 68 amino acids. The record is from RefSeq and is a predicted model, not a curated record.
GUCAACAUGAAGAUCACCAUUCUCAUCGGCGCGCUCUUCACCAUGGCAGCUGUAGCUGUCCCUGGAACUGACUCGCUCAAGCGCUCCUUCAAGGACGUCGCUGUCGCCGUCAAUGGCUCACUUACCCACGUCCUGGCUCCCUGUGUCGAGUGCCCUUGCGAUGGUUGGGACGGACCUUGCCACUGCGUUCCGAACGGCUGUUGCUGCACCUAGGUGGACCCUGCGCAG